AUGCCGGUGACUCGGAGUAGAGGCAGACCCGCGGAGCCGAUCGAGGCACAGGAGCGCCCUGAGGAGAGCGCUCCCGCGACCGCGUCACAGUCAGUGGCGGCCCCGAGGCCGUCAGCGCCGGAACCGGUGCGGCAUAUCGAGCCGCCCGGCUCCCCGUCGGAGGCGCCACCACCACCGCCACCACCGUCGUCGCAACAGCAGCACGACGACGCAGCAAGAGCGUCGUCGACGAAAUCCGACCGUGCGCGAAGGAUCGCGCGCGCCAAACAGAAGAUAGCCAGACUCAAGCUGGAGCUGGAAGAGGCCAGGCUUGCCGUCCUGGAGGAGGACAGCCAGGACGGCGAGUCGGUCGCAUCGGGUGAAUCGCUGGGCCAGGCGCGAGUGGCCGAGUGGCUGAAUACAGUGCCGCCGCCACCGCCCGCCGCGCCGCUCAGUGCACCGCAACAGUCUACAGGCGUAGCACCGCCGCCCGGCGUGCCACAUGCACCGCCGCCCGGCGUGUCACACGCACCACCGCCGCCACCCGGCGCGCCACACGCGCUGCCGACCGGCGUAUCGAUCGCAUAG
Messenger RNA from Ostrinia nubilalis (European corn borer), 567 nucleotides. RefSeq names its product protein enabled homolog. The coding region runs from base 1 to 567 and encodes 188 amino acids. The record is from RefSeq and is a predicted model, not a curated record. The transcript has a single exon. NCBI's taxonomy places the organism in Eukaryota, Metazoa, Arthropoda, Insecta, Lepidoptera, Crambidae.